AGUGGCGUGAAGAUGACCGCGACCGGUGAGCGCGAUUUGCCUCAGGAGUUGUUGUCGUUGAUCGCGAAGGAAAACCAUGUUUCAUCUCUGAUUGCCGCUGAGAAACUUGGAGUGGAUCAUCAACGUGUCGUGGGAGCCGUGAAGAGCCUGCAAUCUCUCGAUGGAUUCAUAGUGGCUGAACAGUCGUCGUCGAAGACCUGGAGUUUGACCUCAGAGGGCCAAAUGGUCAAGGAUGAAGGAAGCCAUGAAGCCCGUGUUUUCCGCGCUGUUCCUGAAGAAGGUAUUUCAAUGCCUGAACUGAUGAAGCUAGUUCCUGCUAAUAUUGGCAAGAUCGGUGUGAGCAAGGCGCUUUCAUCCGGAUGGAUUCUCAUGGAUAAGACUGGCGGAGGAGUCAUCAAGAGGAAGAUCCCCGAUGUAGAAGACACUGUUCAGCAUUUACUGGAAGACCUAUCCCAGGCGUCCGAAGCUCAGAAAGCAGACCUGAAGAAACGGAAGCUCGUGAUUGAGACAGUUUUGAAGUUCUACGAAAUUUCCCAAGGACCUAAUUUUUCCCUGAAUAUCACAAAACCGGAAACAGAAUUGACGGCAGAAAUGCUCUCAUCAGGCAGUUGGAUUGGCAAAUCUUUCAAGCCGCUGAAUUUUGAAGCGAAAGGUGCUCCUGUUACACCUGGUCACCUACACCCUCUUAUGAAAGUUCGUGCAGAUUUGAGGCAAAUCUUCUUGGAAAUGGGCUUCAUGGAAAUGCCCACAAACAAUUACGUGGAGAGCAGUUUCUGGAAUUUCGAUGCUGUUUUCCAGCCACAGCAACAUCCAGCUCGCGAUGCUCAGGACACGUUUUUCCUAUCCGAUCCUGAGUUUGCCCGGGAUCCUCCAUUAAAAUACAUGGAAGAAGUGAAGAAGGUUCAUAGCAUUGGUGGAUAUGGUUCCCAAGGUUAUGGCUAUGAGUGGUCCGAAGCGGAAUCGCGCAAAAACGUUCUUCGCACCCACACAACUGCAGUUAGCGCCAGGAUGUUGUAUCGUCUGGCUCAGGAUGGUUUCCGGCCAGCAAGGUAUUUCAGCGUGGAUAAAGUUUUCCGAAAUGAAACCCUGGAUCCGACGCACUUGGCGGAAUUUUGUCAAAUCGAAGGAGUCGUGGCCGAGAAAGGAGCAUCUCUCGCCAUGCUAAUGGGAAUCAUCAGCAAGUUCUUUGGCAAAUUGGGAAUGAAGGAGAUCCGUUUCAAGCCCACUUCGAAUCCGUACACAGAGCCAAGCAUGGAGGUGUACUCGUACCACGCAGGACUCGGGAAAUGGGUGGAGAUUGGCAAUUCCGGUGUUUUCCGUCCCGAAAUGUUGCGUCCAAUGGGUUUAGAUCCUGAGGUUCGUGUCCUCGGAUGGGGUCUGAGCCUGGAACGACCCACGAUGAUCCUCUAUAAUAUUGACAACAUUAGAGAUUUGGUUGGACCCAAAGUUGAUCUACAGAUGGUGUGCGAUAGUCCCCUGUGUCGUCUUGGACGAGUUGAAAAUUGAAGCUAAUAAACAUUCUUCUUCUCCUUACGCUGGCAGAAAUAUUUCUGCAGUGUGUGUCUUGAGAAUUAAUUACGAUUUGUCAUUGUGGUGAGGUGAAAAAUGUUUUGUCCGCUUUCAUCGACUCUCGUUCCUGCGAAUUACAUUUCCAUCGCAGAAACGUCCGCAAAAAAUCGAGGUAAAAUUUUCUGAAAUUCAACGUCUUGAAUCCGACUGCGGAAGUAAUUGGGAGAUAAAUAUCACUUUAAUGAUAAUAUAUAAUAAUUCGAUACUCCAACUUUAUGUCUUAAUGGUGCAUUAUACUUAUGUAUGUAAAAAAAAAAAAGGUAAAAAUUAACGAAACUGGUUUCA
Messenger RNA from Notodromas monacha, 1854 nucleotides. The record is from the annotation of a GenBank genome assembly. Lineage: Eukaryota; Metazoa; Arthropoda; Ostracoda; Podocopida; Cyprididae.